Messenger RNA from Bombyx mandarina (wild silkworm), 1867 nucleotides. It is a transcript of the gene DnaJ-6, whose product is annotated as DnaJ (Hsp40) homolog 6. The record is from RefSeq and is a predicted model, not a curated record. NCBI's taxonomy places the organism in Eukaryota, Metazoa, Arthropoda, Insecta, Lepidoptera, Bombycidae.
AUGACGAUCGAAGGUAACAAGGACGAGGCAGAGAAAUGUAUAGAGAUCGCCCAAUUGGCCUUUACAGCUGGGAAUGUUGAAAAGGCCGAGAGGUUUCUGCUAAAAGCCGAGCGUCUGUACCCAACGACUCGUGCCAAGGAACUUUUGACUCGUGUCCGUGCUACGCCUGCAUCGGGAACUGCUUCGAAGUCUACUUCCUCAUCUAGUGACAAUGACGACCUUCGGAAGAGAAAGACUCCUACUCACCAGCCUCAGCAUCGCGAGUACACCACGGAGCAGCUCGAAGCGGUGCGCAGGAUCAAGACCAAGUGCAAGGAUUACUACGAAAUCUUGGGUGUUACGAAGGAAGCUACAGAUUCUGACAUAAAGAAGGCUUACAAGAAACUCGCCUUGCAGCUUCAUCCUGACAAGAACCGAGCCCCGGGAGCAGCUGAGGCUUUUAAGGCUAUAGGCAAUGCGGCUGCUAUCCUGACGGAUCCGGAGAAGCGGAAGCAGUACGACAUCCGCGGCGACGAGCCCGCGCCCGCCACGCACACGCACCAGUACUACGCGCGCGGGUUCGAGUCCGACUUCACGGCGGAGGAGCUCUACAACAUGUUCUUUGCUGGAGCGUUCCCGCGCGGCGGCAUGGACCCGUCGCACCGGCGGCGCCGCGAGGAGCCGCGCGAGUCCCCCGCCGGCCUGGUGCAGCUGCUGCCCGUGCUCGUGCUCAUCCUGCUCUCCAUGAUGUCGGGCUUCUUCAUCAGCGAGCCGGUCUACAGCCUGCAGCACGGACCCAAGUACCCCAUACCGCGCGAGACGCACAACCUCAAGGUCCCGUACUACGUGAAGGAGAACUUCCACUCGGACUACCAGGGCUCGCUGCGGCGGCUGGAGAUGAGCAUCGAGGAGGAGUACCUGGUGGCGCUGCGGCACGCGUGCCAGCGCGAGCGCAACUACCGCGAGAGCCUGCUGUGGAAGGCGCGCAACUUCGGGGACGCGCAGCAGCACGCCGACGCGCAGCGCAUGCGCACGCCCAGCUGCGAGAAGCUGCAGCAGUACCAGCGGUAGGCGCCGCUUCCGAUAACUAUACUUUACUCUGUUGUUGAAUAGCCUAAACGAUUGUUGGGAACAUGUGAUAAAGACUAAGAUGUAAUUAACUAACAUUAUAGAGUGAGCCCUCACAGUUUCACGCGACCCAGGCGCUAGAUGGCGCCACGUGUGUGUGUCAACUACUUACCUCUAUCGAUAGAUGUCGCUGUAAUGAUAAUACAAAUUUGUUAUUUCGGUGGCGGUAUCUGUGUGUUGUCCGUGAAAGAUUUCUUACGCACUUGAGACCUUAGAACUUAAUCUCAAGGUGGGUAGCGCAUUUACGUUGUAGAUGUCUAUGGGCUUCAGUAACCACUUCACACCAGGUGGACUAUGAGCUCGUCCACCCAUUUAAGCAAUUAAAAAAAAACUUGAACCCUAUUUCACCGACUGAACCGGCGAGUUGGGUCCCUCCGGCGUCCCAGCGGCGGUAACUCUCAACCGGUGUGAAGGCUUAUGGAAGCUAAUAGUAGGAAGCUUGAGGCCACAACCGCCUCAGUAGAGUAUAUGGAACGCUGGAAACACCAGCCUGUCGUAAUGUCUCACGCAUGCACUUUGCACUUUGUCGAUGUCCACGGGCGACAUAAAUGCCUAUAAUCAGGGCAUGUCCAAAGACAUUUAUCCUGCAUUUUCCUUUUUCUUUUUCUUUUUGUUUUAAUUGUAUAAAAUUGUAAAAGAUAAAUCUAUUUAAGGUAAAUGUAUUAUGGAAUGUUACAUAUUUAUUUGAUUUUAUAAUAUUGUUGACUUUUAGGGAGAAUGUAAAGAAAAUCACAUAAAAUUAAAUGUUAUAAAUAAAUAA